This is a messenger RNA of Sardina pilchardus (European sardine), 1636 nucleotides long. RefSeq names its product transmembrane protein 176 (gene tmem176). Lineage: Eukaryota; Metazoa; Chordata; Actinopteri; Clupeiformes; Clupeidae. The transcript has 7 exons. Gene Ontology annotation, cellular component: membrane. The record is from RefSeq and is a predicted model, not a curated record. Bases 321 to 884 code for a protein of 187 amino acids.
AACUGUUCGAGUAGGCUACUUACACUUAAUUCGAGUUCUUACCGUGGCUGCCACAAUUGGCAUAGGAAAAUCGAAUUUUGGUUUUCUUCUCAAGCGUUAUGCGAUUCGGCGAAUGCGCAACUGGGGCGUUUGAGACCCCUCAUGUUCAUGUCAACAAGGGCGGAGUGAAAGUGGCCGGCCCCCCCAAAAAAAGAACAGAUUUCUGUAAACUACUUCAAUAUUACGCAACUUAUUUUGUGCUUUGUACCCAAGAAUACAACUAGCCAGCAUAACUGUGGCCAAGUUAAACGUCGAACUUUCACCAAAUAUCAGACUUGAAAAUGGCUGUAUCAGUGUCCAGAGAUUUGUCAGUCACUGUGGGCGAGGACAUUGUUGCUGAUAAACUUGCAGACAGACAAGCUUUGUUGCAAAAUCUCGAGAAAAGUCAAUCCAAAGCUCUGGGGGUCUCCCAGUUGAUGCUGGGACUACUUGUCAUGAUGAACUCCAUCCCACUCUUGUUUACUGACUGCACUGAGAUUUUAACUUUUGGAGUGCCCUUGUGGAGUGGCUUUGUGUUUGUCAUUGCAGGGUGUUUUGCCAUAAUGCUAGAAAAAUUCAUCAGCAGAAAAUAUCUCUUCUCCUGUGUGGCCAUGUCAGCGGCAGCCGCGCUGACAUCUGCCGUUGCCCUAAUCAUCUACCUCACUGACAUCACCAAGCACCCAACAAAAUAUUGUGCUUCUCAUGAAUUGUGUUCGGACGAACAUUAUGCCACGUUGUUAAGUACCGGUUUAAAGACAUCCCUGGCAUGCUACACCACCGUCCAAACCGUCAUCUCUAUUAUCCUGACACUUACUUUGUACAAAGCAAGGAAGCACCUUGACAUUUAUGAGAGAAUCAACAGAUAAGGUGUCACAGAACAGCUAAGGUGGUCACAUCAAGAAAUCUACUGGUCCACAUUAUGUUCUAUAUGUGUAAAUACAUUUUACAACACUUUUUAUAACUCUAAAGUUAGUUUUUGUUACUGGUAUUAUGUUACUGUUCAUCUUUGCUUUCACUGGAAAUUCAUAUUUCUAGCUGUUGUUAUAGUUGUUGCCUUAUAUAUCACUUGGUAUACUGUAGCUUGUAUAUCACUUGGCAUACUUUGCUCUCAGUGAUGAUGUAGCAGGUUGUUUACCCUUCAGAGCUACCAAAAAUGUUCAUCAUCCACCCCCUAGAGGGGCAUAGAGGGAAUUGGCCAUAUCUCACAUCACUUAAAAGGCACUGAGGUACUUUAAAUUCGAAAACCACAGCAGUAUUUAUCAGAUGCAAAGAAACAUUUAAACAAGGAAAAAAUCGGUAACACUUUACUUGGCGGGUGAGUUCAUAACACAUUCAUAGCAGCUGUCAUGAACUGCACAUAACACAUUCAUUACUGUUUCAUGAGGCAUGACUCAACAUUCAUACCAAAGCUUUCAUGAACAUGGAAGACAGAACAACAACUUGUCAACAUAGAAGUCCCACAAUCACAAAACAGUUUUAACUUUUAUUGAUGUGAUCAGCGAUUAGUGUGGUGAAUGUAUUCAAAAAAAGUAUUAUAUGGUUCACUUCAUAUUUACAUAAUUUAGUAAGAUAUCAGAGUUUAGGGUUUAAGGGUCACAGGCUAUUUACCCUACCUAAA